This is a messenger RNA of Nannospalax galili (Upper Galilee mountains blind mole rat), 2501 nucleotides long. It is a transcript of the gene Fzr1, whose product is annotated as fizzy and cell division cycle 20 related 1. Gene Ontology annotation, biological process: positive regulation of anaphase-promoting complex-dependent catabolic process; positive regulation of ubiquitin protein ligase activity; anaphase-promoting complex-dependent catabolic process. Lineage: Eukaryota; Metazoa; Chordata; Mammalia; Rodentia; Spalacidae. The transcript is spliced from 14 exons. Gene Ontology annotation, cellular component: anaphase-promoting complex. The record is from RefSeq and is a predicted model, not a curated record. The coding region runs from base 234 to 1934 and encodes 566 amino acids. Gene Ontology annotation, molecular function: anaphase-promoting complex binding; protein binding; ubiquitin ligase activator activity.
GGGCGGGGCCUGGGCGCGGGGCCGGGCGCGGACGCGCGCGCGGCCUGCGGGGCGGACGGAGGAGCCGGGCGCCGCCAUAUUAGCGACCGCGGAGACCGGGGGAUUGCCGUGAGCGGCGGCGGCGGAGCCCGACCGAGCGGUGUGGUCUCGGGGUGGGCGCGGCGCCUUCCUGGGACCGGCGGGAACCGGCGGGCACCGGCGGGCGACGGGAGCGAGGCAGUGUGGCAUUCUGCAUGGCCUGGGGUGCAGCUGCACCCACAGCCCUGCUGACCUCGCUGACACUGCUGACCCGCAGCCCCGCCGACCCCGCCGAUCCCGCUGAUCCCGCUGAUCCCGCUGACCCCCUGCCAUGGACCAGGACUACGAGCGAAGGCUCCUGCGGCAGAUUGUCAUCCAGAAUGAGAACACGGUGCCCAGUGUUAGUGACUGAGGGCUGGGUCACCUCCCCGGGUUGUACGGACCCUUGGGCUGCCCAUCAGACUCCAUCCCUGGUCCAUCAUCCUGGUCCAUCAUCCCAUCUGGUGUCGGAGAUGCGCAGGACGCUGACCCCGGCCAACUCCCCUGUGUCCUCUCCCAGCAAGCAUGGGGACCGUUUUAUCCCAUCUCGGGCUGGGGCCAACUGGAGUGUCAACUUCCACAGGAUCAAUGAGAAUGACAAGUCCCCCAGCCAGAACCGCAAGGCCAAGGAUGCCACCUCGGACAAUGGCAAAGACGGCCUGGCCUACUCUGCCCUGCUGAAGAAUGAGCUGCUGGGCGCUGGCAUCGAGAAGGUGCAGGACCCACAGACGGAGGACCGGCGGCUGCAGCCGUCCACGCCGGAGCACAAGGGCCUGUUCUCGUAUUCCCUCAGCACCAAGCGUGCCAGCCCCGAUGAUGGCAACGAUGUGUCCCCAUACUCCCUGUCCCCGGUCAGCAACAAGAGUCAGAAGCUGCUGCGAUCCCCCCGGAAGCCCACACGGAAGAUCUCCAAGAUCCCCUUCAAGGUGUUGGACGCCCCCGAGCUGCAGGAUGACUUCUACCUCAAUUUGGUGGACUGGUCCUCCCUCAACGUGCUCAGUGUGGGGCUAGGCACCUGUGUCUACCUGUGGAGCGCCUGCACCAGCCAGGUGACCCGGCUCUGCGACCUCUCUGUGGAAGGGGACUCUGUGACCUCGGUGGGCUGGUCUGAGAGGGGGAACCUGGUCGCAGUCGGCACACAUAAAGGCUUUGUGCAGAUCUGGGAUGCAGCCGCUGGGAAGAAGCUGUUAGUUCUGGAAGGCCACACGGCGCGCGUGGGGGCGCUGGCCUGGAACGCAGAUCAGCUGUCGUCUGGCAGCCGCGACCGCAUGAUCCUGCAGCGGGACAUUCGAACGCCGCCUCUGCAGUCAGAGCGCAGGCUGCAGGGCCACCGGCAGGAGGUGUGUGGCCUCAAGUGGUCCACAGACCAUCAGCUGCUGGCCUCAGGGGGCAACGACAACAAGCUCCUGGUUUGGAACCACUCAAGCCUGAGUCCCGUGCAGCAGUACACGGAGCACCUGGCAGCUGUGAAGGCCAUUGCCUGGUCUCCGCACCAGCACGGGCUGCUGGCAUCAGGUGGUGGCACAGCCGACCGCUGCAUCCGCUUCUGGAACACUCUGACAGGCCAGCCGCUGCAGUGCAUCGACACAGGCUCACAAGUGUGCAAUCUAGCCUGGUCUAAGCACGCCAAUGAGUUGGUGAGCACACAUGGCUACUCACAGAACCAGAUCCUGGUGUGGAAGUACCCGUCCCUCACGCAGGUGGCCAAGCUCACCGGCCACUCCUACCGAGUCCUCUACCUGGCCAUGUCCCCUGAUGGAGAGGCCAUCGUCACUGGGGCUGGGGAUGAGACCCUGAGGUUCUGGAACGUCUUCAGCAAAACGCGCUCCACAAAGGAAUCCGUGUCAGUGCUGAACCUGUUCACACGGAUCCGGUAGAACCACGGCAGGACACAGCCCCACUGGGCAACACCGAGCUGUCCCCGCUGUCCCCAGAGGCACCAGGCGGGGACGGGAACCAGGCCAGAGCCCUGAGUCUCAUUAAACGCCUUGAGCGCUAUGGAGCUGCUGUGUGGGACAGGGGACACAGGGACCCUUGGCACUCAGAUGGACACCUGUCACCUCCCUGUCACCACUGCCCAAGCCGCAUCAGACGCACAGCUGAGCAGGUGGCUCGAGACCCAGUGUCACCAGUGCUGGACAUCCCGGGAGGUGCUGGCAGGGACACAGGCUCUCACCCCACAAUCGGUCACAGAGGUCCCCACCAACCCAUGUCCUGUGUACACCUCCUGCAGCCCCUUCUCCUGAGUGUCCCCCCCCCAGCUGGCAGUCUCGUCCGCCUCAUCCACCUCAUCCUGGUCUUCUGGAAGCUUCCCGGGCCUCCCUGACUUCAGAUCCUGUCUCUGCUGUCCCUCCAUACCACGGGGACACUGUGGGUCCCCAGUGUGGUGGCCACAGCCCGUGGUGUGUGCAUGUGUGUAUAUAUGUAUUUGUGACGCCUCUGGA